Molecule: messenger RNA, 3767 nt
Organism: Brassica rapa (field mustard)
Lineage: Eukaryota; Viridiplantae; Streptophyta; Magnoliopsida; Brassicales; Brassicaceae
Source: RefSeq, a predicted model, not a curated record
AAUCACAAAGAUCGGAAAAAAUAGAAUAUCUCCAUUUUUAUUUAAUGACGGCUUAAGAGCAGAAGAUGAAAAGCGUGAACCGACCUAGGAGCGAGUAUAUAAGGAGUCCUAGGCGAGAGGCAUGGAGAGAGACUUUUUCAGAGAAAACUUAGCACUUAGAGCAAUUAGGCAACUUUCCGUUUUUGUUAUUUCGAGCUGCGACUCAAUUAGGUUUAGCCGUCUUAGGGUUGCUAGAACUAGGAAUCUCGCCGACAGCUCUCGAGCCCAGGCUUAUACCUUGUUGUAAACGCUCAUACGCAGAUUCGGAAUAAGAUCUUAUUUACUCUCUUUUUCGAUUUCUUAUUUUUAUCGUUGUUAUUCUCGUGUUCUGAUUGCUUGACCUGUGGUAAUUAGCAGAUAUCCGGGUCCUCUGGGAAAUUAGGGUUUUCCUAGUUUCCUUAUUUAAACGGAAAUCGACAGUGUGAAUUUCGGUUCCCACAGGAGCCAACCAGCAUGGAGAUCAGGACGUUAUGAACAAUUUGACCGAGGUUUGUUCAUCCGACCGUACCGAUCAGACUGACCCAGCCGUCCUGAUUGGAGCUUCGGCUGGAACCAUGUCUAGAUGACCAAACCGACCGAACCACAACCCAUCUUCGCCGACCAACUCGACAUUCUAAGACCCACGGUCGAGCUAGACUUAGCUUGGGUCGUGAAGAAACCGAAGACAGACAUGCAUUCUCAUCCGGCGGACACUUCGGACAGUCCCGCAAGCAUCCUUAUCUUUACCCUGUGCAUCCAUCUUGUUCGGAUGAACUUAGACAUUAUCUGAAGGGCCAUCUUUGACCAAUCUGCAUGGAAGACUGAGUCUUUGACUCAUUAAUUCAGAUCUGGUCCGAUUUGUAUUUUUUAUGUAUUAUUUUCCGUGUAUUUUCUUUAUUAGUCUUUGACUACAAACACUAUAAUUAUGUGUUGGGAUCGAAAACGGUUACGACGAAGUUAACGUCCAAAUCUCCAAAAAAUACAAGUAUGUCUUUCCGCAAUAAAUCGUGCUCGGUCAAGAAAACAUCGCAACGUAUGCUCCCAAGAUAAAGCUUCGUUCAAAUUCUAUUUAGAUCAAACAUAAGUCAUCGGAAACGUACCCAAACCAGCUACGGAUAGGUUCGAGGAUGAUGAUCAGAAGACGGACAAACCAAGCUCGGUCAUUACGCAACUACCGCACAUCUACGCUGUCCGGUCGCUAAGUAGCGACCAAGCUCGAGCCACGCUCGGUCGCUACGUCCCGCUCGGUCGUUAUGUAGCGACCGAGCUAGAGACAAAGUCGGUCCCUACGUAGCGACCGAGCUCGAGCCAAGCUCGGUUGCUACAUAGCGACCGAGCGUCCGUCCCGCUCGGUCGCUAUGUAGAGACCGAGCUCGAGUCAAGCUCGGUCCCUGAGCGUCCGUCCCGCUCGGUCGCUACGUAGCGACCGAGGUCGAGCCAAGCUCGGUCGCUACAUAGCGACCGAGCGUGUGUUCCGUUCGGUCGCUGCGUAGCGAUCGAGCUCUUCCAAAACGUCGAUACGACACUAGUCCAUGCAUUCUCGUCUACCCUUCGAUGCUAUCUCCCAAAGACCAUAGAGAACUCAUUUCAUGUUUUCCGCCAUUCUAAGUAUUCAAUCAAACUUUGCGGUAAAAACCACGGAAAGUUCGUUCUUUAUCAAAAGAAGCCAUAGUAAACGUGUCGAGUCAGAAGAUGGCCCAAAGGGACCUAAGACAUGACUCGAGGCCCAACUUACAAUUUCUUAACCAAAAGCCCGUAAGCCGUAUGACAGUUUACACUUGGUCCGCAAGAAAAGAUAAAUGUCAAGUUUCUGCGGAUAAAUACGAAGUUUUAAAGAUAAUCACAAAGAUCGGAAAAAAUAGAAUAUCUCCAUUUUUAUGCAAUGACGGCUUAAGAGCAGAAGAUGAAAAGCGUGAACCGACCUAGGAGCGAGUAUAUAAGGAGUCCUAGGCGAGAGGCAUGGAGAGAGACUUUUUCAGAGAAAACUUAGCACUUAGAGCAAUUAGGCAACUUUCCGUUUUUGUUAUUUCGAGCUGCGACUCAAUUAGGUUUAGCCGUCUUAGGGUUGCUAGAGAAACUUCCAAUGUAGAUCUUUGGAGUCUGUCCCAGAGGGAAGACGAACCCCUCCGCGAGUUCAUCAGCCGAUUCAAGCUGGUGAUGUCCAGGGUCAGUGGGAUAAGCAACAAAGUGGCCAUCGACGCGCUCAGGAAGACGCUCUGGUACAAGUCGAAAUUCAGAAAAUGUAUAACCCUCGACAAACCGUGGACGAUCCAGGAUGCCCUCCACAAGGAGACGGACUACAUCAUAAUCGAGGAAGAAACGAAAGUCUUAUCGCAAAAACAUAAGUCGGCAAGACCAUCCUCAAAGGACGUAGAUCCGAAAACAAAGAAGAAGAACUCUCCUAACUAUAAGUAUGUCCAUCACGAGGGGGAAGAUCUCCAGGGAGCGCACAAUUACACGAUCAGUUCGGACCAAGGCCGAACCACGGGUAAUACGUGGACUCGCAAUCAAGGAUAUGAUGAAAACACCUUUUGCGAGUUUCACCAGUCCCGAGGACAUUCCACGACUAACUGCAAAGUCUUGGGAGCAAGGCUGGCCGCGAAGCUACUCGCUAGAGAGCUCUCGGAAGUGACCAGCGUGAAAGAUCUCAUCCUCGAUUCCGAUCGCCCUCUGAAGACGGACAGAAAUCCACCCGCGGAAAAAUCCCCUCAACAAAACCAAUGCAGGGAUAAACGCGGCAGAAGGCCGGACGACAAGGGAAAUGAUAACAAUCGUCGCAGAGUCAACAUGAUCAUCGGAGGAUCACAAUACUGCAACGAUACGGUUUAGGCCAUCAAGGCUUACCAGCGGAAGGCAGAGUCGAGUGAAAACUGGCCUACAUGGUCUCCUCCCCGAGAUGGCCAAAAUUGCUCGAUCACCUUCACGAAGGAGGAAGCUGGCGGGAUCGAUCAACCUCACUGCGAUCCGCUCGUCAUAGAUCUCGUCAUACGAGAUCUGGAAGUCGGAAGAGUACUCAUCGACAUGGGAAGCACGGUCAAUGUUAUCUUCCGCGACAGUCUCAAUCGGAUGAGCAUUAAACUCGGGAAAGUAACUCCAACGCCGAAACCACUCACGGGUUUUUCGGGCGAAGUGUCGAUGACUCUCGGAUCAAUCCAGUUGCCAGUCAUGGCCAAUGAGAUCACGAAAAUCGUCGAGUUUGCGGUAGUCGAUCAUCCCGCUAUCUACAACGUGAUCAUGGGAUCCCCAUGGCUCAACGCCAUGCAAGCCGUUCCGUCAAUGUACCACCUCGGCGCCAAAUUCCCAACCCCAACCGGAGUUGCAGCUAUCUGGGGAUGUCAGAAACAAUCGCGGCUAUGCUUCCUCGCGGAGCACAAGCUGAGGUAAAUCGCGACUUCCGCAACGGCAAAUCGCAAGAGCACGAAGAUAAAUCAAUCUUCGGCAAAAACGCUUCAAGGAAAAGACGAUUUAACACCUUCUGCUGACGCAAACAAUUCAGACAUCGAAACUCAACACGAGUCCGAAGCCGACACUACUACCCAGCCGGAACAUCCGGAAAAGAACACUGACCCUGUAAUGACCCUCACGAGCAGAUAGAAUUUUGGUCGAAAAAAUUCUUUAAGAUCAGUUUGAAGAUUGAUCGAUCAGAAUUUAAAUAAAAUUCGACACGGUGAAUUAAUCUCUCGACGGGCUGUCUUUUGGUCGAAAAAGCAUCUCUUGAUGGUUCUGGUCGAGUAUUAAUUAUUAUUGUC